CUUUGGUUCCUAUGAUGCAUUUGUUAAAGAAUUUAAGGCAGCUGCGGCAACACAAUUUGGCUCCGGUUGGGCCUGGCUUGCAUACAAACCUGAAGAGAAAAAGCUUGCCUUGGUGAAAACUCCUAACGCUGAAAAUCCUCUUGUUUUGGGUUACACACCGCUCCUCACCAUAGACGUUUGGGAGCAUGCCUACUAUCUGGACUUUCAGAACCGGCGGCCUGACUACAUAUCCAUCUUUAUGGAGAAGCUCGUGUCAUGGGAAGCAGUCAGUUCUAGGCUUAAAGCAGCAACAGCUUGAGCUGCUUAGCGAGAAGACAUGGAGGAAGAGGCAAAUAUAGCAGGCACGAGAGUACAUAUGUGAGGCAGAAUGAUUUUUGUUAAAGAGACUAUUUUCAAUCCUGCUAUUCUUCUUUCUCAGUUGAGAAUUUUAGAUGUCUUAUUAUGAUAUUUUGUAUUUGGAGGGUCAAGUGAUUUUCUGUAUUUGGAGGACAGUAUUAUUUCUGUUCUUUAGCAGCUGUUAAUGGCAGUGAAAAAUGAAUCAAGUUGAGGUGUGGAACAACAAUGUAAGAACAUGAAUAAAGAAAUCUAUUGCACAUUGAUGCUCUAA
Molecule: messenger RNA, 607 nt
Organism: Nicotiana tabacum (common tobacco)
Lineage: Eukaryota; Viridiplantae; Streptophyta; Magnoliopsida; Solanales; Solanaceae
Source: RefSeq, a predicted model, not a curated record